Molecule: messenger RNA, 2178 nt
Organism: Coniosporium apollinis CBS 100218
Lineage: Eukaryota; Fungi; Ascomycota; Dothideomycetes
Exons: 3
Coding region: 1-2178 (725 amino acids)
Biological process (GO): proteolysis
Molecular function (GO): serine-type endopeptidase activity
Source: RefSeq, a predicted model, not a curated record
AUGACCAUCCGCGCCGCCAGAUUCACGCCGGAGGUCCUCCUCAGCGCCCCGCGUCGCUCCGCCGGCGUGCCCAAUGCAAACGGUUCCAAAGUCCUAUACACCGUUUCGACAUACUCUUUCGCAGAGCAUUCCGGCGGCUCGGAAGUUCGAGUCCUCGACACCGCGACGCAAGAGUCGACUGUUCUUACCGAUGCUGGUGGGAGUGAGCCGAAUUGGAUCGGAGACCAGGUUCUGAUGCUGGUAUCUGGGAGCAACGGGACUACUGAUGUUCUUGUUGGACCUACCAACGAUUUUGCUAAUAGCAACUACACCGCCGGCAACAUCGAUGCAUCAGCUAGUAGCGUAAAGCUUGCGGCCCUUGAGGAUGGCUCGUACGCCAUUGCCUUCGCGGCUCUCGCAAAGCCGGACGGCUCUUUGUACAACGCCGAAAAGGCUCCUGCCCCUACAUCAUCCGGAAGGCUAUACAGAGCAAUGUUUGUGCGGCACUGGGAUACCUGGAUUACACCGAAUCGAAACGCUAUCUUUUUUGCCAAGCUCUCCAGAGGCAGUAGCAACAGCACAUCAGGGAAUAGCUACGCGAUGUCGGAUCCGGUCAAUGCUCUUAAGGGGACCGAGUUAGAGUCUCCAGUGCCGCCUUUUGGAGGCACCGACCACUUCGAUAUCAGCACCAGCGGGUUGAUAUUUGUCGCGAGAGAUCCCGACCUGAACCCAGCAACGAACACCAAGAUGAACGUCUACUACAGUAGACUGACGUUUAGCGAGACGACCGCACCGGCCCCAGUCAACAUUAGCGUGCCCGGCUUCGAUAGUGCUGCGUCUUCACCAGUCUUCUCUCCAAACGGCAUGAGCGCUGCUUUCCUGAAGAUGCGGCAGAACGGCUACGAAUCAGACAAGAACCAAAUCUUCAUCGUCCCAGAUGUCGGGCGGCCGGACUCGAUUGUACCUAUGCUGGCUACAGCGGAUGGUAUCGGUCAGUGGGAUCGCAGUCCCUCCAGUAUCGCCUGGAGCCACGACGGGCAGACUCUGUAUCUCCUUGCCGAUGACCUUGGCUCAGUGCCUUUGUGGUCGCUGUCCGUAAAUACUGGCGCAGGCUCGCGACUACCGCAGCUACUGGCUAAGCAAGGGAGUUUUAACUCUAUCAGACCACUCUCCACCGGUGACGUCUUCGUUUCCGGCACAAGCCUCGUGGACAACAGCGCGUACUAUCUUGUAUCGCCUGAUGCGACGGGCAUCCAAAGAGUAGUAUCUUCGAACUCGCGAAACGGCACUGCGUUCGGUCUCUCCAGAUCGCAGGUGUCUGAAGUCUGGUGGCCAGGUGCGGCUAACGGCACCCGCAUCCACGCUUGGGUUUUCAAGCCCUCUACUUUCAAGGAAAACGCCACAUAUCCGCUCGCAUACCUCAUUCAUGGUGGUCCGCAAAGUGCCUGGGAAGACAGUUGGAGCACGCGCUGGAAUCCUGCCGUCUUCGCCGAGCAGGGUUACGUUGUCGUCGCGCCGAACCCGACGGGUAGCACCGGCUACGGUCAAGCCUUCACAGACGCUAUCCAGAAUCAAUGGGGCGGCCUGCCGUACGAGGAUCUCGUUCUGGGCUGGGAGUAUAUCUCUCAAAAUAUGAACUAUAUCGACACUGACCGGGCCGUCGCUCUAGGCGCGUCAUAUGGCGGAUACAUGAUGAACUGGAUCCAAGGCCACGACCUCGGCCGCGUCUUCAAAGCCCUCGUCACGCACGACGGCGUCUUCAGCAUGGCCGGCCAAAUGGCCUCCGAGGAGCUUUACUUCCCCGAGCGUGAGUUCGGUGGUCCGUUCUGGAACAAUACCGAGAACUGGCUGCGCUGGGACCCGGCCCGCUUCACUCAUAACUGGGCGACUCCUCAUCUCAUCAUACACUCCGAGCUGGACUACCGCCUGACGAUUAGCGAGGGCUUGGCGGCCUUCCAUUUGUUGCAGGACAAGGGCGUCGAGAGCCAGUUCUUGACGUUCCCGGAUGAGAACCAUUGGGUGCUGAACCGGGAAAACAGCUUGCUGUGGCAUACUGUUGUGCUGGACUGGAUCAAUGCGCAUGUUGGGCUGCCGAAGUACAGCGAGCAGAGCAGCAAUGGCAGGGCAUUGAAGCGGGAGGCGGAUAUGACGAGUCCGCAGGACGAGGUUGUUGGUGGCAUUAGGGAUCUGAAGCUGUAA